GCACGCGACUCGCGACCGACGGGCUCGUCUGGGUUUGUGAUUGGUCCGCGCGAUGGCGGUGAUGGCGGUGAGUCGCGUGGCACCCGCGCCCGCGACUCGGCCGGGGGCGCGGUCGGGGGCGCGCGCACCGAGUAGAGGACCGGGUCCAUCGUCGUCGUUCAGUGGACGGGGCUCCAGGAGGUGUGCUCCUCUGAGGGCAGGGCGUGGCAUGACCCUCGGGGAAUGGUGCGACGAGAACGGCGAUUACGGCGAUAAGCUGCUGGAGGAGUGGUACGAUCCUGAUAGGACGGUGGAGGAGGUGACGAGAGGCGCUAAGUACAAGGCGCUGUGGAGGUGCUCGGCGGGAUGCACGAAGGACGGGAAGGCGUUCACGUGGGAGGCAAGGGUGAGCAAUCGCACCAGUUCAAAUCGUGCAGGGUGCCCUGGCUGUGCAGGUAGAAAUGGAUCGCCGACGGAUCAAAACAACCUACAACAGUGGUGCCAGGACAACAGUGAAUACGGGCGGAAGCUGAUCGAGGAGUGGGCAGAGCCGGACUUGGCCAUUAAGGACGUGACGCCCGCGUCACAUAAGAAGUUGAUGUGGAGGUGCUCGGCGGGAUGCACGAAGGACGGGAAGGCGUUCACGUGGGAGGCAGCGGUGGGCAAUCGCACCAGUUCAAGACGUGUAGGGUGCCCGGGCUGUGCAGGUCAAUCGCCGACGGAUCAAAACAACCUACUGCAGUGGUGCCAGGACAACGGUGAAUACGGCCGGAAGCUGAUCGAGGAGUGGGCAGAGCCGGACUUGGCCAUGAAGGACGUGACGCCGUCGUCAGGGUCAACAGGUAUGAAGAUGUCGUGGAGGUGCUCGGCGGGAUGCACGGAGGACGGGGAGCCGUUCACGUGGGAGGCAAUGGUGCACAAUCGCACCAGUUCAAAACAUCCCGGGUGCCCGGGCUGUUCAGGUAGAUCGCCGACGGAUCAAAACAACCUACUGCAGUGGUGCCAGGACAACGGUGAAUACGGACGGAAGCUGAUCGAGGAGUGGGCGGAGCCGGACCUGGCCAUGAAGGACGUCAUGCCCGCGACAAACAAGAAGCUGUCGUGGAGGUGUACGGUGGGUUGCACGGAGGACGGGGAGACAUUCUCGUGGGAGGCAACGGUGAACAAUCGCACCCGUCCAGAACGUGAAGGGUGUCCGGGCUGCAGUCCUUACGCGCCGAUAAGCCUGCAGAAACGCCUAGGAAAAGUACCACGAUGAAACAGUGUUCUUAGCUCGACUUCC
Messenger RNA from Micromonas commoda, 1261 nucleotides. RefSeq lists its product with no specific name. Bases 209 to 1237 code for a protein of 342 amino acids. The record is from RefSeq and is a predicted model, not a curated record. Lineage: Eukaryota; Viridiplantae; Chlorophyta; Mamiellophyceae; Mamiellales; Mamiellaceae. The transcript has a single exon.